Molecule: messenger RNA, 4984 nt
Organism: Platichthys flesus (European flounder)
Lineage: Eukaryota; Metazoa; Chordata; Actinopteri; Pleuronectiformes; Pleuronectidae
Gene: sfswap
Product: splicing factor SWAP
Exons: 19
Coding region: 1588-4320 (910 amino acids)
Biological process (GO): RNA processing; mRNA 5'-splice site recognition
Molecular function (GO): RNA binding
Source: RefSeq, a predicted model, not a curated record
GUGAGUGACAGUGAGAAAUACGCCGACCUCUUGGUGUUCGGCUACGCCUGCAAAGUGUUCCGGGACGACGAGCGGGCUCUGUACCACGAGCAUGGAAAGCAGCUCAUCCCGUGGAUGGGGGACAAGAGCAUCACGAUUGAUAGGUCGGUUGAACAAACGUAGACCGAAAACAUUCAUGCUAACCAUCUCUCCUCCUGUCCCGUUAGCAUGUCUCACAAUGCAAAACAAGGGGACCACAUGGGAGUUUUUCUUGUCUUGCAGAAGCUUGGGAUGAAAGAGAAACAAACACACACACAAAUACAAAACUGUCAACCUGUCGACGAAUGUUGUAUUUCCCUUGUUCUGCUGACUUGUCUCCUUUGGACGUCUUGGAAUCACAACACGUGGGAGUUUUGAAGUUUUCUGGCACAACAUGCGAUGAUGCAAAGCCUUAGCAUCAGCCGUGAUGCUGAGCUGUCACUGGGACCAUUAAGGGCCAGUUUAUUAGGGACACUAGCUUUAAACUAACCAAUCCUGAUUCUAAGGUUGGAUUAGUUUGAGUUAGCUGCCUCUCAAACUGGCCACUGUGGUUUUUAAAUUGAUAUUAAAAUGUCACAAUCCUUAAAUCAGUCCUUGGCAGCUUUGAGGUGGGCUUUGCAUCUUGGCAUGUUGGAGAAUUUCCUCUGGAGACACAAUUUACACUAAAAAUCUAGACAAUAAAGAAUUUGUUGCAACAAAGAUGACCAAUAUUCCAAGUUGAGCCUAAAAUAGGAACCCGUGUUCAAAUCAGACCAGCUGGGAUUUCAUCGAGCUGCACUGAAGUCCACGAGGCCAGAGCAAAUUCUAACCAAGACUAAAGUCACUGCUGGUUAAGGUGAUUCAAAAUAUCACGGUGCUAACAUAAACUUAUUAACUUAAGGUGUAAAUGUGCUUUUACCCUUUCUGCAAAGAAUGCAGAAGUUAACUGGGUAAUUCUUGUCAAUCAUCAGACUUUGGGAACCCCACUCUCACAGAUAUUAACAAAGAUGGACAUUCUGAUUUGGAAAUAUGAGAAACAUUUGGAACCAAAACUUUGUGUCAGAACUUUUGCAAUAGUUGGGACAGCAUACUGCUCAGACUGAUGGAGCUGGGAUAAAGCUUGACCUUCUCUAAGGGAGAUUUGAUCAGUUAAAGUUACAGUCCCCCUCCACAAAUAAUUAAAAUGUGUAUCUUCCAUCUCCCGUAAAUGCAAUCUGACACAUAUGAUAUUUAGUUUCCAUAGCUCUCUCAUAGGACCAAACCAGAAUGCCAGAGUGCGCCCCAAAAGUGUAAUGAUUCAACCAGGAGGGGGGGUAAUGUAACACCCCUGCAGAAUAUUUAACACAUUCUUCAAACCUCAGAUUGAUGCCUAUCUCCUUUUUGAAUCACCUUCACCCGCAGUGGCCCCAACUUGUGUUUUAUUUGUACAGCUUGUGUAUGUGUGUCUUUAUCACAUAACCCAGUUCUUUCCCCAGCAAGGUAGGCUAAGGGGUCCUGCCAAACCCCGAAUGCCAACCACAGCACCCCAUUUCUUUGUCUUCCUGAAGAAACGGCAUCUGGGAAGUGGCGUAGAGGGACGAACCCUGGAAAAUGUCGUCCAUUUGGGUUCUUACGGAUAGAUACGAUGGGCGUGGUCACUUACAUGAUCUUUCAGAGUACGACAGCGGCUCAUGGAAUACGUCCUACCAGCUGUCGGAGGAGGAGGCCAGGAUCGAGGCGCACUGCGAUGAGGAGCGGUACCUGGCUCUGCGCACGGACCUGAUGGAAGAAGAGGCCAGACAAGAGGAGGAGUACAAACGUCUGAGUGAGGCUCUGGCUGAUGAAGGCACCUACACUGCAGUGGCUUUCAAAUACAGCGCUGACUACUACGAUCCCUCUCAGCCCACGGUGGAGGAGGAAGCUAACAAGGAUGCUGAAGAGCCGGAAGAGAGUGAGGAACCGUUUGUGGCUCCCCCGGGGCUGGUUAUCCCUCCUGAUAUGGAGCUGCCGGCAACCAUAAAGACCCAUAACAUCGUGGAGCGGACCGCCAACUACGUGUCCAAGCAGGGUGCUCAGUUUGAGAUAGUGCUGAAAGCGAAGCAGUCCCGCAACUCCCAGUUUGACUUCCUCCGGUUCGACCAUUACCUGAACCCUUACUACAAACACAUCUUGCGGGCCAUGAAGGAAGGGCGAUACGUCAUGUUAUCCGCCAACAAGCAAGAGCAGCAGCAGGACUCAAACUCUGACGAUUCAGAUGAUGAUGGGGAUGGCAAUUACCUUCAUCCUAGCCUGUUUGCCCCUAAGAAAUGCUCUCGUCUGGAGGAGCUGGUGAAGCCUCUUAAAGUCCUGGACCCGGACCAUCCUCUGGCCGAACUUAUACGAAAAGCCAAGCAAGAAAGAAACGGCACUGCAGCAGCAGCAGCGGUGGCAGCCACACCAGUGCCGCCACCAGAGGAAGUAGCAGAAACGCCUGCUCCCACCACACAAACGCACUACACAGCUGACCCGAUGUACUACGGGUACUACAUGCUGCCUGAUGGAACAUUCUGCCUGGCCCCGCCCCCCCCGGGGAUUGAUGCCACCGCCUACUAUAACAGUAUGCCGACAGCUGGAGGGACUGCUCCCCCCGCUGCUUCUGGGGCUCAGUUGGCAACAACACACAGCCCUCCUGAAACUGCCCCCGUGGCACCCCCAGCUACAGCCUCCCCUCUGGUCACCAGCUCUGCUGCUCCAACAAGUGCACCAGAAACCAGUUCUAAAGAAGAAGCUCCAGUGUCAGCACCAGCACCACAAGCCAUCAUCCCCCCACCACCUGACACCCAGCCAGUCAUAGACAAGCUGGCUGAGUAUGUUGCUAGAAACGGAGUAAAGUUUGAGGCAGGUGUCCGAGCCAAGAAUGACCCACGGUUUGACUUUCUGCAGUCUUGGAAUCAGUACAACAGCUAUUAUGAGUUUAAGAAGAAUUACUUCAUGCAGCGGGAAGGAAGAAGCACAGCAGAGACUGUGACAGUAGAUGAUGAAGAUGAUGAUAAGCUUCAGGCAGACAAGUCACUCAAGGACUCGAUGCUGAAUAAAGCCUCCUUUGCCCCCAUCUGUUUCGCUAUCAAGGCGAAGGAAAAUGAUUUGCUGCCGCUGGAGAAGAACAGAGUUCGACUGGACGACGACUCGGACGACGACAAGUUGAUGGACGAUGCAGGACUGGAGGCCAUGAUAGGUGGAGCGGAGAUGAUCCUCAAAGAGCUUCCUCCAAUCAGUGCGCCAGAGGAGAAGAAGCCCUCGCUCAGUUUAGAAGAGUUGGAGGCAAAACAAGCCAAGCAGAAACUGGAGGAUCGUCUAGCAGCUGCAGCCAGAGAGAAGCUGGCCCAGGCGUCGAAGGAGUCCAAAGAGAAACAGCUACAGGCGGAGAGGAAGAGGAAGGCUGCGCUCUUCCUACAGACCCUCCGCCCUUAUUCUGGAGAGCCCGAGGCCAAGAGAGCCGAGCUCGACUCAUCAACACAGCUUGAGAUGCAAGAAGCCCUUUCUGUUCUGUCUGACCUUGCGCUGCCUCAGCCUUCCUCCACACCACCUUCGUAUCUUCAGGAUCAAAAGCCUCCCAAGGAGAGCCAUGGAUCCCAUCGCAGCAGGGAGGCGCCGACCUCCUCAUCCUCCCACAGAGGAUCCGACCGAGACAGGGAUAGGGACAGGGAUAGGGACAGAGACAGGGACAGAGACAGGGACAGUCACCGAGAUAGGGACCGGGACAGAGAGAGGGAAAGGGAUCGGGACAGAGAGCGGGAAAGGGAUCGAGAUAGGAAUAGAGAUAGAGACAAGAACAAAGGCAGGGACAAAGAGAAAAAGAAGAAAAAACACAAGCGGAGGUCAAGGUCAAGAUCAAGAUCAAAGAACCGACACGGCCUCCCCACCGCCUACAAGAAAGGCCGCCGGUCCCGGUCCCGUUCCCACUCCCCGGGGAGAAGAGAAAAGAAGGGCAGCUCAUCAGAGAGGAGACGUGAGGAGAAGGAGCGGGAGCGCCAUCAUCCCAGCAGCAGCAGCUCCGGCGUACCCAGGGGGCAUUCGAAAUCCAGGUCACCUUCUGAAAAGAAGAAGCGCCUCUUGUCGUCCUCGGGUCAGAUGCAAACUUUGGGUUCCUCUCUCUCUCCGUAUUGCUCACCUGGCAGAGUUUUAUCCCCAUCAGCUAGCCCCGCCUCCAGCCUGACCCACUCAAGGGAUGGUUCUCAGGAGAAAGACAAGGCGGUGUCCUCAUCCAUAGUAUCCUCUGUUCAGUCCAAAAUAACUCAGGAUCUCAUGGCCAAAGUGAGAGCCAUGCUGGCCACCUCCAAGACCUUCCAAGCCCCCAAUUCCUAAAGAGGACACGGCUUCCUAUUCGACAAGGCCACCCUCGGCCAAUCAGCGAGCGGCGUUCUCCGGCUUCUUGGGAGAUUAACGUGAUCUGGAUCCGUCCCCACUGUGUUCCUGGAUUCAUAAUUUAAUCUUGAUUUGAGCACCGACAGAUUCGGGCUGGGCUGUGUCUUCUUCUGCGGCGUCGCUCGAGCGAAGGAGCUCGUCCAGGUGAAACAUCUGGUUCAUCUGCCGGGAGAUCACGUCAACAGAACUUUGAGGGGAGGCUUCAAUAUUACUAAUGUUAUUUUGCAUCCCGUUUGAAGACGCUUCUCCUUCCUCCCACGUGCUGACAGACAUUCUUUGCAGCAUUAGCUAAAGCUGCUGGAGGUCUGUACUCUCUCCUUCUAUGAAGGGCUGCGUUGUUUUGAUCACUUCAUUUCCAUCCGCCCUCAUCUGCUAUUCUCCUCGCUGCCGUCUUCCCUCUUAUUCUCCUCCCCCAGCUGUCAUCUCUCUCCAGCACCUCACCCGUCUAACUCCGAGAAGCUGUUUUAAAUUUUUAUUCUGCCCCUCAAACUGUCUAGUACGUGGCCUUCUAUUUUUGUUCCUGGUUUGUACCGUAAUGAAUUUAUUGCAGAGCUACUUUCUAAUGCAAACGGUAAAUAAAGUUUCAAACGUGAUUUACCCCGUG